CAUCACGAGGGUGUCGGACUAUUGGAGUUUGUCUGCAUUUUGGACCCGAACCCUUUCCUCGCCAAUCUCACGGUUCCAAAGCGCCGCGGACAGGUGUGCCUGUUGCCGCUUUAACACCAACUAUUAAAGAGGGGGUGCGAUUCACCCCCGGAGGCGCGGGGCAAAGGCGAUCUGGUUUAAUAGAGGCGCCUGGACAGUGACUGUAACAGCGGCUCUCCCGGCGCAGGAGUUGCUUGUUCCCAUUGGCUUGACAGCACGAAGCGCGGAUGAAUGGUGUUGGAGGGUUUGGGAGGGAGGGGAGUCGGCGAGGGCCCGCACUCUUUAAAUGCAAAAUAAAAACCGGAUCAGAUGUGAGAGCAGCCGGCAGCCGAGCAGGUUGAGGUAGCGCCACGGGAUCAAGGACACAGACCCUCGCUGGACACAGUGGGCGAGGAGGACAGUGUGCCGAGGGAGGAAGGAGGUUUGGGGACAGAGGUCCUUGCGGCACCUGAGCGAGGGACGGGAAGGUGAGCUAGAGGCAGGAUGGUGCCGGAGGAGUGGAAGGCGCAGGUCCAGCCGGCGCUACUGCUCUCCCUCGCCCUGCUCCUGUGCCUGGAGAUUUGCUGGUGCCUCUGGCGCCGGGACAAGGGUCGUCGCCGCCCACCGGGACCCUUCGCCUGGCCGCUGGUGGGCAACGCCAUGCAGCUGGGCAAGUCUCCGCACCUCACCUUCAGCAGGAUGGCCCGGCGCUACGGCGACCUCUUCCAGAUCCGCCUGGGCGGCAGAGACAUCGUGGUGCUGAACGGCGAGGCGACCAUCCGCCAGGCUCUGCUGCAGCACAGCGCAAAGUUCGCCGGGCGGCCGGACUUCGCCUCUUUCCGCCUGGUGUCCGGUGGCAAGAGCAUGGCCUUCGGCCAGUACAACGUCCAGUGGAAGGUCCACCGCCGCCUGGCACUGUCUGCCGUGCGCUCCUUCUCCACGGCCGAUGCCCGGGCUCGCCAUGUCCUCGAGUACCACGUCCAGGGGGAGGCUCGCCAGUUGCUGCGGGUCUUCCUGCGCCUGGGCGCGGACGGCCAACACUUCCAGCCCUGCCCCGAGUUGACGGUGGCAGCCGCCAACGUGAUGUGCGCUCUGUGCUUCGGGCGCCGCUACAGCCACGAUGACCAGGAGUUCAGGCGGCUGCUGGGCAGGACCUACCGCUUCGGGCGCACGGUGGGAGCCGGCAGCCUGGUGGAUGUCAUGCCCUGGCUCCAAUCCUUCCCCAACCCGGUGCGUAGCCUCUACCGAGACUUCCAGCAGCUCAACCGCGAGUUCUUCGAGUUCGUCCGCAGUAAAGUCGAGCAGCACCGGCGAACCUACCACCCGGGGACCACCCGGGACAUGAGCGACGCUUUCAUCCACGCACUGGACGGGGACAAGCUGGCGCAGGAGGGUCUCAGCCCGGAACACGCCGAGGGCUCGGUCACCGACAUCCUGGGUGCCAGCCAGGACACCACGUCCACCGCCCUGAGUUGGAUCCUCUUCCACUUGAUCCAGUUCCCGCAGCUCCAGGCCAAGCUCCAGCGGGACAUCGACCAGGUGGUUGGCAGGGACCGGCUGCCCAGAGCCCAGGACAAAGCUCGCCUGCCAUUCCUGGAGGCUUUCCUGUACGAGAUCAUGCGCUUCACCAGCUUCGUCCCGAUGACCAUCCCUCACGCCACCACCUCGCCCGUGGACAUCAACGGGUACCACAUCCCCCAGGACACGGUGGUCUUCAUCAACCAGUGGUCGGUCAACCACGACUGCGACAAGUGGAAGGACCCCGGCACCUUCCAACCCGGGCGCUUCCUCAACGCGGACGGCUCCAUCAACAAGGACCUGACCAGCAGCGUCAUGAUCUUCUCGGUGGGCAAGAGGAGAUGCAUCGGGGAGCAGCUGUCCAAGAUCCAGAUCUUCCUCUUCACCGCCAUCCUCGUCCACCAGUGCACCUUCGAAGCGAAUCCCGCGGAGAAGCUGAGCAUGGACUGUCACUACGGACUGACCGUCAAGCCUGUGUCCUUUACCGUGCUGGUCCGACUCCGGGACAAGUUUGUGCAGGAGACGGCUGAGGCAGACGGAGACGGGCAGCCCAGUGAGACGACUGCCUGCCGGACAGCUACCACGCUUCACACACAGUCUUAAAUCGCCCUGCCUCGCGUUAACAGGCAGCCUGCAGUUGACUUUAAAUGAACACUAUAAAAUGUUUGAUCCGAGCCAAAUACUCGUAAAGAGAACUCACGCGUUAAUCGCCCCCUUUUAACACGUUAAAAAAUGUCACAUUAUUUGUACCGGGAUUUUAUAUCGAAGGGGUUCACACUGUUUUUAAAUCAACUGUUUCCGAAACCCAUUUUAAAAUGUUCUUGAAAAAGACACCAAGGGCUGGAGUAACUCAGUGGGCUCGGCAGCAUCCCUGGCGAACAUAGACAGGCGACGUUUCGGGUCGGGACCCUUCUUUAGACCAUGUUUCUACCACUUUUUCAAACAUAUUCCAGCUUGAGAUUGGUCGCGACUCGGCGCUAAAUAGAUGUUGCGAGCGGCGCUGGCGCAUCUCCCGAUCUUCGGGAGAGAAAUAAUAAUCUUGAGAUAAAAUCAGUUGGAAGUGGAAGUUUUGCCUGAGUUCGUACAUCAAAGCUCGACCCGCGAGGCUCCAGCCCGCAAAACAAGCCGAGGAAAGGGAGCCAACGACAGAGAGAGGGAGAGAGAGAGCGGGACCCGGCGCUAUGCCAUCUCAUUCAACAGCUCGAUUGACUCGGUAUUGUGAAAACAGCAGACUAAAAUAAUGGACUCGUUUUAUUUUAUGGGCUAAAAAUCGCAGCGGGCUGUUAGCAGAGUUAAUUUGGACAAAGAGGCUGCAAACAGUGAAGGGAGUUCCACUGAUGCCUCGUCUAAAAUGCACAUCCCGAAAGAAAAUCGAGGUGACCUGCGGGGAAAGGGACAGAUGUUGGGAAUCUGAAAUACAAGCAACGGGCCACACUCAGCGGGUCGGGCAACAUCCGUGGAAAGAGAAACCGUUAACGUUUAAGGUCUGUUCAAGAAGGAACUGCAGAUGCUGGAAAAUCGAAGGUAGACAAAAAUGUUGGAGAAACUCAGCGGGUGCGGCAGCAUCUAUCGCCGUUUACGGUCAAUGACCUUUCGUUGAACCAUUCAAUCGAAAGGGUAUGAACCCCGUUUAUCUCUGUAUCAGAGUCUUAUCUCUGUGUUUUUCCUUGAAUAAACAGUGUGGGGCGGCACAGACAUGUUGCCUCACGGCGCCAGAGACCCGGGUGGGUUCGAUCCUGACUACGGGUGCAACUUGAACGGAGUUUGUACGUUUGCCCUGGUUCCCUGUAGGUUUACUCCGAGUACAAACCUUUGUGCAGGUUUGUAGAUUAAUUGGCUUUUGUAAAAUGUCCCUAGUGUGAAGGAUGCGGAACUCGGCGCGAACUACGUUGUAUCUCUAAACUAAAACUAAACUGGACUGAGCCCCAACCCCUACACACUGGCAUCCCGUGAUAUCAUUAUAUGCAACUGACAGUCGCUCAAUAUUGUACGUGGAGGUGUCCGGGGCUAUCUCCCCCCGGGUGCAAUUUCACGGGGUUUAUCAGGGAGCACAACAAGCAAAUGGGCCCAUUAUUUCCCACAUAUAAAGUGCUGGAGGAACUCAAUGAGCCAGCCAGCAGCUGGAAGGGGAUGGGACAGGCGACGUUUCGAGUUGGAUACAUCUUCAGACUGUACAAAGACCCUGACCAGAAGCAUCCAAUCCGUCCCCAGAUGCUGCCUGAUCUCUUAGCUCCUCCACAACUGUGCGGCGAGCUCAGAUUCCAGCAUCCGCAGUUACUCCGUGUAACUGUCAGCAUCCCUGCUGACAUAAUGCGUAAAUAGUUCACUUAAAGCUUAAACUCGUAUUAACAUAACAUAUUUCUUCAAUGUAAGAUUUUUAGUAUCUGACUGGAUGCACAAAUUCAGUGGUGCAGCACUGACAUGUCAGUUGUGAUGACAUUCGGUAGUAAGAGAUGCAAAGUGAUAGCAACAUCUGCAUUGUAUGUGCCUCUAUUCUGGGAGAUUGGGGGUGCGAUCAGUCCAGAUAGAAAUGUAUUUGUAAUAUUUUUAAAGGGAGCAUAUUGCGUUCUGUGUGGGAUGGCUGGCUGCCUCGUGAGUUGCUCCAGCACUUUGUGUCUAUUACAUAUAUCACUCUGUGCUGGGUGAUAUUUCCGUUUGUAUUCAGUGUAUUAAGUAAUUAAUCUCACAAUUCCAAGUUUCCCUAAAAUUUAUAUUUAAAUUUACAAUGAUUUUCUGCUUGGCCUUUUUGGAGAUGAUGUCUUAAUUAACAUAAUUUGAUUACUGGAGGAACUCCAGGACUUUGUUUCUUUUUUGGUAAACCACGAACUGCAGUUCCUUGUUUCUUCAUGAUUUAAUUGCAGUAGUGUAACUAACAAUUCAGGUGUUUGAAGGUAUAAAUGGGCUCAUAUUAACUAUCUUCAUGCCACCUGCAAACCUGUUUAAAUCUGUGUUCAAGAAGGAACUGCAGAUGCUGGAAAAUCGAAGGUACACAAAAAAUGCUGGAGAAACUCAGCGGGUGCAGUAGCAUCUAUGAAAUCCUUCUUCAGACUGA
Leucoraja erinaceus (little skate) is the source of this 4588-nucleotide messenger RNA. Its product is annotated as cytochrome P450 1B1. Gene Ontology annotation, molecular function: steroid 17-alpha-monooxygenase activity; heme binding; iron ion binding. The transcript has a single exon. The coding region runs from base 523 to 2139 and encodes 538 amino acids. Lineage: Eukaryota; Metazoa; Chordata; Chondrichthyes; Rajiformes; Rajidae. The record is from RefSeq and is a predicted model, not a curated record. Gene Ontology annotation, biological process: progesterone metabolic process; hormone biosynthetic process.